ACACCCUGUGCAGGAUUCGGCAGAACCCUGGACUGUUGAGGGGCUCUGGAGCUGCGGGGGGGUGAGCGCGGUGGCGGCAGCCCAGGGAGUGGUCGGCUGGAGGGCCACAUACGUUCCCACAUCAGGUGGCUCGGGUCCGCGAUGGGCGCCUCGGUGUCGCCUGCCCUGGCUCCGUCCGUUACUGCUGCGCCUCUUUUGAACGACGCCUUCGUUUGGCUUCUCGUUUUCAUUCUCCCAGGGGCAGCCGAGUGAAGCAGCGGAAACAGAGACCUCGGUGCUGCGGCGUUUCCCAGCAGCGCCAGACCCGGGUGAAGGGCGGUCUCUGGUCUGCACCCCCGGACUCGUGUGAUCGGCUCAGCGCAGGCCCCGGUGGCGACUGACCCCAGGUCAACUUCCCAGCCGAGGCUGUUAAGAGGAAACCUGGCUGAGCAGGCAGAGUCACUCGGGAUGGUGGAGACCGAAGACCUCGUCCAGCUCCGGCUGCACAACCUGGGCCUCCUGAGGCGGCUGCGGGCUGGGCAGGCGGCUUUGCAGUGCGCUGUGGCCCAGGCAGUGUCUGAGUUGAGUGUAGACUCCAGCAGCAGCAGCAGCGACUCAGAGACGCCGCUGUCCCCAGAAACAUCCUCAGCCCGGUCGAGUGCCUCCUGCUCACAGGACCAGUGGCGCUUGUUGGGCCCCUGGGACACAGCCCAGGCCCACUCCAGGGUGUCCUCUCUGCCUCCUGCCAAGUGCCAACGCCCGGGGGCCCCGGGCCCUCUGAGGCCUCGCUCCGCACCCCUGCUAGCCACCAGUGACCUGCGGCAGCCAUCUACAGGGCAGGGUGACCGGGGGCUGCGGGAGGCCCGGGCCCUGGAGUCCAACCCAGCCCAGCAGAGCAGGCCAUGCAAGCCCCGAGUUACCUUCCGUGAGGAGUCCGCAGUGCCUGAGAGCAGCUGGCGCCUCCGUCCAUACCUGGGCUACGACUGGAUCGCAGGGUCCCUGGACAGCAGCUCACCGGUCAGCAGCAGGCCCAAGGCCUUCUUCUCCGCGCUGCAGGAGUUCCGGGAGGCGCACCGGGAGGAGUGCAUCCUCCGUCUGCACCAACCCCACCUCCAAGGCCGGGCGGGCGAGGACGCCGAGAAGGACCAUGAGUGCGUGUUCUCCUACGGCGUCAACCGGCGCCUGUUCCUGGUGCCCUCGGACCGGGGCGUCCCCUGCCACUUGUGUGGGACCCCACGGGACCAGCGGGGCCCUGAGACCCUGGAACAGCCCGCACAGGUCCAGGUCAGCGUCCCGCUCUCGGUCCUGGACCCUCCGCACCGGUACCGUGUCCACCGACGCAAGAGCUUUGACGCCUCCGACACGCUGGCCCUGCCCCAGGAGCGGGGUGUGGCCCCUAACUCUGCGCCCUCUGCAGCACUGUCUGCUGGGCUGGGACAUCGCCCCUCCAAAGCCCGAGAGAAGUGCGGGCCCCAAGAGCCUCGACCUCUGGUCCUCGGUCUCCUCUGUGGCCCCGCACCGGCAGCUGCUGGCUGCCAGCCAUUCUCGCCUGGCCUUACCAGAGCAGGCCCCGUGCCCGGCUCCGAUGUGGUCAGAGCCCUAGGUUCUGCCGGCCCUGCAGUGAAGCCCCGAGGAUGCCACCCGGAGGACAUUGCUGCCACCCCAGCGUCCUCUGCGGACCGCAUGCUGAGGAGGAGGAAGUCCCUGCCUACCUUGGGUCCAGAGAGUGGGGACUCGGGAGGGGGCGAGGGCUUCGGGGCCAGUUUGUAAUAAAGUCCAGCUCCUGCUCC
This is a messenger RNA of Fukomys damarensis (Damara mole-rat), 1769 nucleotides long. It is a transcript of the gene Miip, whose product is annotated as migration and invasion inhibitory protein. The record is from RefSeq and is a predicted model, not a curated record. Gene Ontology annotation, biological process: negative regulation of cell migration; negative regulation of G2/M transition of mitotic cell cycle. The transcript has 11 exons. Bases 448 to 1749 code for a protein of 433 amino acids. NCBI's taxonomy places the organism in Eukaryota, Metazoa, Chordata, Mammalia, Rodentia, Bathyergidae.